Messenger RNA from Onthophagus taurus, 3051 nucleotides. The record is from RefSeq and is a predicted model, not a curated record. NCBI's taxonomy places the organism in Eukaryota, Metazoa, Arthropoda, Insecta, Coleoptera, Scarabaeidae.
UUAAAUUUGGCGGAAAAAAUUAUGGCGACAUCAAGAACUGAAAAUAAAAUUGGAUUUGGGCCAAGAAAUGGCCUGAAAAUAAGGAAGUUAAUAAUGAUCGAGAAAUCGAACGAUUUAACCAAAAUCGAUCUUUUUAGUUGUUUUAAUUAGUUUAUUUAAUAUUUUUAUUAACAAUUUAAUAUGAAUUAUCGAAUGUUUUUCAUUUUUUUGUGUUUAAAUGUUGUUUUUACACCGCAAAUAUCUUUGCAAUACGAAGUCAACAACAUUGCUGUACUUUACCAUGAAGAUGAUCCAUGGAACUCGGAAAUUGCUGUUCACACCGUUAUACAACACUUCAACACUAGAUACGAUAAAAAAUAUCGAAUGGGGACAAGAUUCGUUUCAAAAGAAGAUCAUUUAUCAACCAACAUCACAGUAUGCGACUUGACUUACGAGGAUGAAGGUGUAAUAGGCGUAAUUGGACCAUCAUCUCCACAAUCAGCAUCAUUAGUGCAAGGAAUUUGUAGUAAAUUAGAAAUACCACACAUCCAAUAUCAUUGGACUCCGAACAUAAGUGUUACAAAACAGGAUAGCGUUGUAAUUAAUUUUUAUCCCGAUGCUACGUUACUUGCUAAAGGUUUGGCUGUGAUUGUUAAUCACAUGAAAUGGAAAGGGUUUACGGUUCUUUAUGAAGAUACUGAUAGUUUGGUGAGGUUAAGCGAAGUAUUAAAAUUAGCUGGAUCAACCCAUAACCCUGUUGUUGUAAGAAAAUUGGAUUUCGGUGAUGAUUAUAGGCCAUUAUUAAAAGAAGUGAAAAAUUUUACCGAAAACCCAAUUAUCCUGGAUUGUAGCUUGGAUAGGAUUCUUCCAUUUUUAAAUCACGCCAGAGAAGUUAACAUGUUACAAGUUUUUCAUAGAUAUUUAUUAGUUAAUUUGGAUGCCCAUACGUUAGAUUUUUCCCACUUAGAUAAUAACGCAAACAUCACCACAAUAAGACUUUUUGAUCCGAAAUCGCCGAAAGUUUUUAACGUCAUGGAACAUUUUAAAAAAGUUCGAGAAAGUAACGAUCACGAUCGUUUUUCACAAAAAUUUCAAUUAACCAAUUCAAAAACUUCGUAUCCGCUAAAAGCAGGAGCUUUAAGAGUGCAAACAGCACUUUUGUAUGACGCAACUUUUAUUCUUAUUGAAGCUUUCAUGCAAAUCGGAAGAGAUGGAAUUAAAUCUGAAAGUUUGAUGUGCGACGAUCAAAAGCAAUGGAAGGAUGGGUUUGCUCUUACGAGUUUUAUGAGGGUGGUAAGCCAGCGCUCGGUGGAUGAAGGACUUUCAGGGCCAAUAAGUUUCGAUUUUGAAGGUAGAAGAACCAAUUUUCGUUUAGAAUUGAUCGAAAUUCACGAAGACGGAGCCGCUCAAGUUGCCGAAUGGUUACCUAACUUACAAAGUAAUUUAUCACUUACAAGAAAUGAAAGCGCCCAUGAAAAACAAGUUGCUCAAAGUUUACGAAAAGGAAAAGUUAUUGUUAUAUCAAAGUUGGGUAUGCCAUAUUUGAGGAAAAAGGAUGCUAAAGAUCUCGAUGUCAGUGAUGAUGACCACGAUUACGAAGGAUACGCGAUGGAUAUUAUUAAAGAAAUAGCGAGCAAUUUAAAUUUUACAUUCGAAUUUAAAAUUACGGAUGUUUAUGGUACUUAUGAUACAACUACAGGGUCUUGGAAUGGAAUUUUGGGAGAAUUGAUAGAAAGGAGAGCACAUUUAGCUAUUUGUGAUUUAACAAUUACACAUCAAAGAAGAUCUUUAGUUGAUUUUAGCUUACCUUUUAUGAAUCUAGGAGUUAGUAUUUUAUAUAGCAAAGCUAAAGUCCAAGAAGAAACAAAUAAAUUUGCUUUUAUGGAACCAUUCGAUUUUGAAGUUUGGGUUUACACCGUUAGUUUAUACUUUGUUAUAUCGACUUUAGUUUAUGUACUUUGUAGAAUAGCACCAGGUGAUUGGGAAAAUCCUCAUCCAUGCGAUCCAAAUCCAGAGGAAUUAGAAAACAUAUGGGAUUUAAAAAAUUGUUUUUGGUUAACUUUAGGUUCUAUAAUGACUCAAGGAUGCGACAUCCUUCCCAAGGGGAUAUCAUCUAGGAUGGGUACUUCAAUGUGGUGGUUCUUUUCUUUAAUUAUGACAAGUUCUUAUACGGCGAAUAUGGCAGCUUUUCUAACAAAAGCUGCGAUGGGAACAACAAUUUACAACGCCGAAGAUUUGGCGAAACAAACAAAAAUUAAAUACGGAACUGUCGAAGGUGGCGCAACCCAAGCUUUCUUUAGAAAUUCAAAUUUCUCAACGUACCAAAGAAUGUGGGCAAAUAUGAUUCAAGCAAGACCCAGUGUUUUUGAAAAAAGUAACGGCGAAGGUGUUAGAAGAGUUAACAACACAAAAAAUCAAUUGUACGCGUUUUUAAUGGAAAGUUCUUCUAUUGAAUACGAAAUGGAAAAAAAUUGUAAUUUAAAGCAAGUUGGUGGAUUAUUAGAUUCGAGGAGUUAUGGAAUAGCCAUGCCACUGAAUUCUGAAUAUCGAAGCGCGAUCGAUCAAACUUUAUUAAAAUUACAAGAAAGGGGUGUUUUAGCACGGCUUAAAACGAAAUGGUGGAAAGAAAAAGUUGUUAAAGAAGUUGCUUGUGAUGAAGGAGAAGAUUCAGACGCAUCAAAUGACGCUUUAGCUUUGGCAAAUGUCGGCGGUGUAUUCAUUUUGGUCGGAUUUGGACUGGCAAUUGCUUUUGUAUUUGCGUUAACCGAAUUUUUAUGGAACGUUAGGAAAGUUUCGGUUGAAGAACAUAUAUCUUAUUGGACCGCUUUAAAAUUGGAAUUAACAUUUGCAGCAAACGUUUGGAUUACAAAGAAACGGGUUAGACCUGAUCAUUCCGAGUCAUCAUCAAGCGAUGGGUCGGAUACAAAAAGUAUUGCGCAACGUGUUCUUCAAGGAGCCGGAUCGAUAUUAAAUUUAAAAGCGUUUCAUUGAGUAUGUAAUGUUUGUUAAUUUUAGAUUUUUUGUUGUUUAUUUGGUGUUGUUAAAAUCAAUAAAUAUAUCUUAAUUAUUGAA